This is a messenger RNA of Stylophora pistillata, 876 nucleotides long. RefSeq names its product ryncolin-1. Gene Ontology annotation, molecular function: extracellular matrix structural constituent; protein-macromolecule adaptor activity. Lineage: Eukaryota; Metazoa; Cnidaria; Anthozoa; Scleractinia; Pocilloporidae. Gene Ontology annotation, cellular component: fibrinogen complex. The record is from RefSeq and is a predicted model, not a curated record. Gene Ontology annotation, biological process: fibrinolysis; platelet aggregation; blood coagulation.
AACCCUUUCAAGUGCUGUGUGACAUGACAACUAAUGGCAGAGGAUGGACCACUUUUCAAAGGCGCAUGGAUGGCUCUGUAGACUUUUAUGUUGACUGGGAAUCAUACAAAAAAGGCUUUGGAAAUCUGAAGGGUGAGUUUUGGCUUGGAAACGAUUACAUUCACCGCCUGACUGAAUCUGUCAACAUGACGGUUCGCAUUGAUAUGGAGGAUUACGAAGGUAGGCGAAGAUUUGCGGAGUACACGACUUUCUUUGUGGCCGACGAAAGCGAUGACUAUCGAGUGACAAUCAAUGGAUACCGAGGCACCGCAGGCGAUGCACUGCUAUCUUUCUCCAAUCCUAUCAGAAAUAUGAGUUUUACAACCAAGGACAGAGACAACGACGGCCCUAACAAUGGAAACUGCGCAAAAGCCUACAGAGGUGGCUGGUGGUACAAUUACUGCCAUGACGCAAAUCCAAAUGGUUUGUACCAGGGUGGAGGUAAAGCACAAGGAAUUACAUGGAAACCAUUUCGAGGACAAGAUUAUUCGUUAAAGAACACUGAGAUCAAACUUCGACCAGCUUGAUUUCAUUUGUAGAACCUAAAAAGCUGCAUGUAGAAGCCUUCAGCGAAUUAAUAAUUAUGGUGAUGAUGAUAAAAGUAAUUGUAAUAGUAACAAUAAGUUGCAAGCUGUUUGAUCGGAAGAUGAGCGAAGAAAGUUUUUUAAGAGGAAACAACGCGUCCUUGUCAAAAUAUGUCCGAUAAAAAUGCACAUCAACAUGUUACAUACUGCACAUAAUUACAAGGGUUAAAAAGUAAAAAAAGGGGAAGAUCUAAGAAUUCAUCUUUAUAGCUAAAUUAUACUUAAAGGUAAAUCUAUUAAAACAACUUUCUUU